Styela clava is the source of this 1495-nucleotide messenger RNA. RefSeq names its product survival of motor neuron-related-splicing factor 30-like. Gene Ontology annotation, cellular component: nucleus. The record is from RefSeq and is a predicted model, not a curated record. NCBI's taxonomy places the organism in Eukaryota, Metazoa, Chordata, Ascidiacea, Stolidobranchia, Styelidae.
UCGUAUAUGUACCAGAUUACAGGAUUAUUAAUGAAUGAAUAAUUUCACCAUUUUGCAAAUACAACAGUUUUGAAAACCUUUAGAUCUUUUAAACCUUUGAAUUUUUAUUAAAACAAAAAAUCAUGUCUGCCGAAUUGGAAGCAAAUUUGACAAACUAUAAAGUGCAAUUAGCACAAGUCGAGGCAGCUCUAUCAGCAGAUCCUGAAAAUGAAGAACUUAAAAAAUUGAAGCAAGAUCUUGAAGAAGUUAUUCAACUAACUAAAGAUUUAAUGGGAGUAGAAGCUGCAAAACCUUCAACUAAAGCAAAAACAACAACUGGAAAAACGGCCGAAGAAAUAGCAGAAGAGACUGUUCAGCCUGACAGUGGACCUCGUCAUAUGUGGAAAGUAGGUGACCCAUGUUAUGCAAUAUGGAGUGGAGAUGGGAAAUAUCACAAAGGAGUACUCGAAGAAAUUUUACCUGAAAGUGCAACAGUUGCAGUUCGAUUUGAUGAAUUUGAGCAGCCAGAUGUUUGUCAAUUAACGCAGUUAAAACUGCUUGCCGAUGGUGACAAGGCUGGUCUUAAAUCAAAAGCCAGUAAACGGGAAUUAAUGAUUCAACAACGUGAAUAUCGUAAAAAGAAAAAUCAGAGGAAGAAAAUGAGAGCAAAAGAGAAAGAAGCUGAAUCUGAAAUUUCGAAACAUAAAUGGAAAGAAUUUAAUAAAAAAAUCACACAUAAGUCUAUGAAAGGUGCCGUCAAGAAAAGUAUAUUUGCAUCACCUGAAGGUCUUGUUGGAAGAGUGGGAAUUGGUACUUGCGGAACUGCAGAUAAAGAUAUGACAAAAUAUGAUGAGGGUGCUAAAUAUAACGCACGGCAUCUUGUGCCAAAAUCAUGAAAGGGUGUUAUAGAACUUCGCACCUAUAUCAUUUAAGUAAGAUGGCAUGUCUUUCAGGGAUAGUAUCAAGCGACAUAUGACAAAGUUCAUAAUCUUGUUACCAAAAGCAUUCUUUCUGGCAUUUGGAUAAUAUGAACUGGAUAAGGAAAUUUAUUAUUUUUGGCUUGUUUUAGAUUAUGUGUAAUAUUUUGAUAGGAAAUGGCAUGGUAUUAAAUGUGUCCAUGGAUAUUAUGAUGAAGUCCCAGUCAUUUAUUUAGAGAAAUGAUAUUUUUCAUGCCUUCAAUCUAUUUAUAUGCUUGAUGAAUGAAACAGAAAUAAUCGAAAUAAAUAUAACUGGAAUUUAGAUUAGAUGUUUCGAAUCUUGUCUACUAUUUUGCUGUUUAAGUUGAAUAACAGUUCAACUUUUUCUCCAGUGAAAAUUAAUCAAGAAUGACUGGCUGUCAAAAUCUCUAGAGAAAUAGUAACGUCAUGAGGAGAAUCUUUAUUAUUUCUCGAGUUACGAUGAUGUAAAUUGUACCAAUGUACUUCUACUGGUUUCUUUUCAAUCCAACUGGAUGUGAAUUUACCCCCUGUGAAAUAUUCAAGCUUGUUUUAUAUAUCUUUAUUGUUUUCUCUAUAGA